This is a messenger RNA of Paramecium primaurelia, 735 nucleotides long. Lineage: Eukaryota; Ciliophora; Oligohymenophorea; Peniculida; Parameciidae. The record is from the annotation of a GenBank genome assembly.
AUGAAUAGAAUGAUAGAAUUUUUAAAAUUUGAGGAUCAUAAUUUAUAAAUUUAAUUUAUGGAUGAGAUAAAAUAACAUGUUAGAUAAUUAAUUAAUGAUAACAAUGGUUGUUAUGUAUUAUUAAGUUGUUUGGAGAAUUUUGAUUACAAACUUUGUGAAUAUAUGAAGAAACAUAUUGAACAAUCAGUAUAUUCUAUGUCAUAGCAUACAUAUGGAUGUAGAAUAAUUUAAUUUAUGCUUUAAAAAUAAUAUAGUUAAUCAUUAUUAGACUAAAUUAUGGAUGUAUCAUAAUAACUUUGUAUUUGUGAAUUUGGUAAUUACAUAAUUUAGUUUAUAUUGAAGAGUAAUUUUAAAUAGUAAAAAAUGGAACUGUUCAGAAUAAUUAAGAGUAAUUUUUAAACAUUAUCUUACAACAAAUAUGGUAGCAAUGUAGUUGAAGUUUUUCUUGAUGUAAUUGAAUAAGAAGAUAUUAAAUUUAUUACAAAUAUAAUGUUAAAUGCUGAUUUAGAGAACAAGUAGAUUAUAUUAUAAUAUUUUAGUUAUUUAUUUGUAGCCUUUGCAACACAUCCUUUUGGAAAUUAUGUUUUUAAGAAAUUCUUAUAGUUAGAUUAAUAAUAUAUUAUUCCAGUUCUUGGAAUAAUGAAGAGACACCCUGAAAUACUAUAAUAAAUCAAUACUUCUGAAUAUGGAUAGAAGAUAUUCUCUGUUGUAGAAAGAUCCAUCCAAUUUAUAUGA